Strongylus vulgaris is the source of this 633-nucleotide messenger RNA. Lineage: Eukaryota; Metazoa; Nematoda; Chromadorea; Rhabditida; Strongylidae. The record is from the annotation of a GenBank genome assembly.
AUGUUGUUCGCAAAAAGUGAUGCCGUGAGGCUCAAGAAAGCAGUGGCCGGGGAAGAGGUCGUCUACACCUGCGACAAGAAACCCCAUGAGCUCGGAAUUGUUACAAGGAAUUACUCAUUUGCGAAUGAUGGCGAUGAGGAAUCCGACAGAAGUGGUCUGCUUUCGUCAAAAAUGAGCCUGAAUGUGUCCGUAAUACGAAAGAUCGGCUCAAACUCACCAAAUGCCAGCCCUUGGUUUCCAAAGAAGGUUGUCGUACUGACUGAUAAACGUCGCAUCGAAACCAUGGCCUGGGCUCAUAGCAGCUUGUUGAGCCGUCCUAGUUCAAACAGCGAAUGUCGAAUCGAAGACGCUGAUAACAACCUUUCCCUGAAAGUAUCAAACGACUCUUCUGCACUAGAUGAUCUUGACAUUGCCCCUUGCACCUCCUCACAGGACUCCGAUCCGUCUCUGUCUUCCAUCAAUGCAUCCUCGUGGUACACCUCUCAUAGUUCCUCUGUGCCUCCGUCUGACUCCACUGAAGCGUUUCAAAUGAGUAAUCUCGAAAGCCUGUUCGUAGCAUCGGAUUUCAGUGCAAUUAAUAUUGAGGCUGGAAUCGACGACAAUUCACUGUGCAGGCCUGGGCAAUCUUUACAG